Betta splendens (Siamese fighting fish) is the source of this 2064-nucleotide messenger RNA. It is a transcript of the gene slc19a3b, whose product is annotated as solute carrier family 19 member 3b. The coding region runs from base 444 to 1886 and encodes 480 amino acids. The transcript is spliced from 8 exons. Gene Ontology annotation, biological process: transmembrane transport; vitamin transport. NCBI's taxonomy places the organism in Eukaryota, Metazoa, Chordata, Actinopteri, Anabantiformes, Osphronemidae. Gene Ontology annotation, cellular component: plasma membrane. The record is from RefSeq and is a predicted model, not a curated record. Gene Ontology annotation, molecular function: vitamin transmembrane transporter activity.
GUUUUACAGGAAGGUAACACAGGAACAUGAAUAUUUAAUAUUUAAUUGAAGACAGUUCUCGCGAGUUUACCGAUAAGUUCUGUAAACUAGAAUAAAACUUAUAUUUUAUAUAAAUAUAUAAAAUAGGUCCCUCCUGGUAAAUAUUUAGAUGUUUAUACAAACAUGUAAACGUUGUGCUCUAUAGCACUUUAUUUAGAAUGGAAAUGAUUCAGCGUUCAUUUUCUUUAAUCUUAAGAGUUUAUCUCCAGUGCUCAGGGUAAAGUCUAUUACUCAUAAACCGUGUCCAACAAACGUGCAGACCAUAAAGAUUAUUGGUGGAUAUGCCAGCUACUGAUAGCCUCCAGCAGCUUUAGAGUGUGGCUACUUAGACAGUCUGUCUCAGCUGGUCCACUACAAAAUAAAACCUGAAGGACUACAUCGUGGGAUUCUGCUUGGGUAAAAGCAUGGGCUGCUGGACAACACUGUCCUCGAACUGGGCGUUUCCCACCACAGUCUUAUCACUUUAUGGGUUUUUCGCUUACUGCAGAAUAGCAGAACCCUUCCUGACACCAUACUUAAUUGGGCCACACAAGAAUAUCUCUGGAGAAGUGCUGAACAACUACUUGUUCCCGAUUUGGACUUACGCUUAUCUGGUCUUCCUCUUCCCGGUCUUCCUCCUGACAGACUUCCUGAGGUAUAAGCCCCUCAUCGUGGUACAGGGGCUCUUCCUCGUCACCAACUAUGUCCUGCUGUGCUUUGCCCCCGGCCUCACUGCGAUGACGUUCCUCCAGGUCAACUAUGCAGUGGUGACCUCCACAGAGGUGGCCUACUUUGCCUACAUAUACAGUGUGAUCCCACCUGAGAAGUACCAGAGGGCCACUGGCUACCUGCGCAGUGCAAUGUUGGCUGGAUAUACAUUCGGCGCCAGCCUCGGCCAAGUGCUCGUCUCCCUAGCAGGAGUGGAUUACUUCUACAUUAAUGCCAUCACUUUGGGGGUUGUGAGCAUAGCAUUUUUAAUCUCCUUCUGGUUGCCCAUGCCCCAGAGGAGCAUGUUCUUCAAAGGGAAAAAGGAAGCAGCUGUGCCUUUGCAAUUUGGGCAGGAGGGUCCACUGGGAGCACACAGGCCGGCGGAACCAGUGAUGAUUAAGGAUGGAGCUGUCAUGGGGAAAGAGAAAAUGGAACAUAACAGAAGCGCUGGUUGGUGCAGCAGGGAAAAUGUGUCCACUGCGUGCCUGCUCCUUUGGCAAAGCUUCAGGGAGUCGUACUCUUCCAGGCAUGUCGUCUACUGGUCCCUGUGGUGGGCUCUGGCCACAUCUGGCUAUGGGCAGAUCUUCAACUACAUCCAGUUGAUGUGGGACCAUAUAGAACCGUCCACUGAAUCAUCCAUUUACAAUGGAGGCGUAGAGGCUGUGUGUUCUCUUGUAGGUGCUGCAGCAGCCUUCUCUGUGGGCUACAUCAGGGUGAGCUGGGCAGUGUGGGGGGAGCUGGCACUGGGGCUCUUCUCAGCCGUGGGCACCGGUGCUAUCUUCCUGAUGGCGCUCACCAGCAGCAUCUGGGCGUGCUACGCUGGUUAUGUCAUAUUCAAGUCCUGCUACAUGUUUCUAAUAACCAUCACAACGUUUCAGAUCGCAGCUAACCUCUCCAUGGAGUCCUAUGCCUUAACCUUUGGAAUCAACACCUUUGUAGCCCUCACUCUGCAGACUGUCAUCACAGCCAUUGUUGUUGAUGAAACUGCUCUGGGACUAGACAUUGUGACUCAGUUCAUCAUCUACGGCAUCUACUAUGCUGUUAUCUCCAUCCUCUUCUUGAUUCGAGGGACCUACACUGCGUGUGCACAUGGUUGCGGUGCUCCUGAGCAGAGAGAGGCCCCGGUUCCCACUGAGGUGAUUGCUGCUGAACGGUUUUGAUCACGGUAGCAUUCCGCCAGACUCGUCAUUUGUAGUUUCCAUCUAGUACACACUAUCUUCCAAUAUGUACAGUAUGUAUGACACAUGCUCUGUAUUAUCUCUAAAACUUGGUAUCAACCAUCAAUACAAUAAAAGCUAUUUUACUUACUAAUGACAUUCAGUGGCUUCAUACUGAAUU